AUGGCGGGACAGUUCGACUACUUAUUCAAACUGGUCCUCAUAGGUGACAGCGGUGUCGGCAAAACUUGUAUAAUUUUCCGAUUUGUUGAAAACAAGUUUGAUUCCUCAUUCAUUACCACCAUUGGCAUAGAUUUCAAAAUCAGGACCGUGGAAAUCGGUAAUUUGUGUUAUUUAUUUUUAGAGAGAGGUCAAGGUUCUUCAAUCAAAAUACUCUCCCACUUCUACAACAAAACUGGAUAGCUAGCUCGUAAAGUUGUUGAGCGGCGCUAUCUUCUUUUGAUGCGUCAGAAUAUUCUAAAAAUUUUCAGUCAUUUGGUGGAAAAGGGAAGAAAACAAGGUGUGAAAAAGUACGUGCAUCCAUACAAGUUGGGAUGUAGUGAUUGACGCACAAAACACGAGAGCAUCAAGAGCUAUAUUUUUGACUGAAGUUCGUUGAAGUCCCACUUUUGGCUACUUUUGCUUUGUUUUUUUUAAUCAUUAUUUGCCCAUUUUUUUCCUAAGAUAGCGCUUAUGCUAAUACCAAGUUAUGAUAUUGCAAAACAACCCCGUUUAAUAUCACAUAUAUUUUUUGUAACGGCAAUUGCACCGAUCAUAGAAUAUUGCUUGUCUAGUUCAUCACGUGAUUGUGUGUUGUGUUAACUUUGUAUCAGUAUAUGAAAAUGGCGGGAGUUUCGCGGUACCUAGAGUAGCUCAGUUUGUUCAAGAUCUAAAAUAGAAAAUGUAAACUAUUCUGGCACACACCUUUUCGCUGGCUGUUGCCAUGUAAAAUGCCGAAAUUCAGUUUUGAAAUUAUGAUUUAAAAAAUUCCACAAAGUAUCAAUUCACGUCAUCGCCGUCGCUUAUUGCCGGGAUCGGAUAAAAGCCGAUAUCUAGUCCUUAUUGGCUUUACCGGCUUAAUGAACCUAGAGAGUUCGGUUAAAUGCUGUUAUGUCUGAAACAACUUUGAUGAAAAAGAAUGGACGUUUGACCGUCUAUUCCCAAUGUUGGUCAGUUUAUCUGGCCUGCGUGCAGACGAUAACUUAACUCUCAUCUGUUAAUUCGCAGAUGGAGUUAACCAGAGUUUAAUUUCGUCUGCGCGCAGGCUAAGUUUAUACGGCUCUGACAUAAACUGAGCUGUAUGUUGAAGUGCAGAAUCUAUAACUAAGAUGCUCGGCUGCACAAAUUGACCCGCGUUGAAGAAGUUUAUUGCGACAAGCAUUCAUUUAUUGCAGUCAUUUUUGUUCAGUCUAGCACAGCAUUUUUGUUGUUGUUGUUUUUUUCUUUCUGGCUUCUCAGAUGGAAAGAAAAUCAAGCUACAAAUCUGGGACACAGCGGGGCAAGAUAGGUAUGAAUGGUUAACGGUCAUUUUGCCUCGGUUACUUCGCCCCCUACUAACGAGGAAUAUUUAUAUGAAGCAUGCUUAAGAGCUAGGAAUGUUACAUUUGAAGCGUUCUUGUUUUGCUUUCUGGCUUAUAGAAUGAGAAAUAUUACAUUUUGAAGCGCGCUAAAUGACUCGAAAAUGGGGGGCUAAGUAACCGGGGAGAAAUGACUUGGGGGCGAAAUUAAUUAACCGGUUACCGUAUGAAUCAACCUCCUGGGUAGCGCAGUUGAUAUCUUUGGCCCGAAGCAUUACUCAACAAGGCAGUUCUUUCGAUCCCAGAGGUCGCCUUACCCUUCAUAAGGAUUGUUUCUAGCCUGCGUAGCAGGCGCUUGGAAGAAGUGGGCACCCACUACUUCCAAGCGUCUGCUACGCAGGCUAGAUUGUUUCUCAUCGAUGGCCUUUUUGCGGUUUGUUGGGAAGGAACGAUGCUUUAAGUUAUCUUAAUUUAACAAUGCUUAAUGAUAGUGCUUAGCCAAAGAAUUCUAGCGGUUAAUCUGUGUCUGCUACAGUGUUCUGGAAACACUUUUUCUUGUACUCCAUGAUCAUUACUCUGCAUUUUUUGUCAAAACUAUGUGAGAGUCACGCCCCACCAACUUGUAACCGUUAUUUGUUCAACUUCGAUGAACUUGUUGGAAGCGGGCUAAAAUCGCCUAGGCUUAAAUUCGUUGUCGUCGUCUCAAGAACUUUGUCUUCGAAAUAUUGGAACACGGUCAAAGUGUUUGCUGUGAAUAACUUGUUACGUAGGGAAAAUAUUUAGAACCAUGUUUAGUCAAUGUUCCAGUAUAGUUCCAUGCUGCAUUCAUGUGACAAACGUUUGAGCUUGCUGUAUCUGCUAUUUGAACAGACCAGAGUUGUUUUAAGAAAUACAUCAGAUCUAUACCAAUUCAAUUUGGGGAUUUUCUUUCUCGCGCUCAUUUCAAGAGGAAGGCGUUUUCUUCAUAAAAGUCAUAAAAGUUUCAAACUGACUAUGACCAAACCUUUAAUGAUUUGUACGCCGGCGUAUAAAACCAGCUCACAACUGCACAAGCAUCUCUACGCAAAUAUCGGGUGCGCGCUUGAAAACUUGCUGGUACCGCGUUACCUAACACAGAGUCCCAAACGUAAAACUGCACUAUCACAGGAAAAAAAGUCAGUGAAGUUUUGGCUUGUUUUGUGCCCGCAAGAUUUUUCUCGGGGAUCCGUACGUCAUGUGCAAAGCGUAUGAACGCAGAUACGUUCACACGGUUUUCCAGUGCUCGGCACUAAAUGUCAGUUAGGUUUGCGUGAAAGUUGUCGUUUGUUUAAGUUCUAUGACACUAGCUAUGCGGGUUUCUAACAAAAAUUGCUUAGUUUGGAUACCAAGGUUAUGUGAAUAGUUUAAAUGAUAACCUCGCGUCAUUUUCCACAAUAAUCAGGUGACUUAAAUCUAUCUUCUACAAAUUCGGUUUCGGUAGAUUUGAUAUCUCCCUGUCUCUGUCCUCGUUAGGUUAAAACUACGUCAAACCCAAAAGAAGUAUAUAAACAACAAAAGAUUGGUUUUGUUGGCAAUACCGAGUUGGCAUGAGGUUAACCUUUCGAGGCCUAUCACUUUGUCAAAACAAGAGGUUUGCGUAACCUUACAUAUCUACAUGCUGGUUGGGUUACGUACCUAUUUCAUCAGACAGAUUUAGAAAAAAAACAACGUGACGAGAGUCACGCCGUGACGGUGUGGGCCGGAUCUAAAACCGAGUUGACCAAUGAGGGAGAAUUGACUACCGGAGGGCACGUUCAGUUCUUUUCGCGCGCUUUUGAGCUCUCAUCGAUCAUCUGACAUGCACUGUACUGUCUUUGCUUAAUAUGCCUAUUGAUGGAAUCCAAAAGUAUGGCAAAAGCAAUACAGUCAUGAAGUUAAAUAAAUAAAUAAACAAAUAAGCAAUACUAAGUUGGUUCGAUAUUUGUUUUGGUAGGUUCGAGACCAUUACGUCCACUUGCUACCGUGGGGCGCAUGGCAUUAUGCUAGUGUAUGACGUCACCGAUGAAAAGUCAUUCCGAAACAUACCAAGGUGGAUACGAAAAACAGAGGAACUUGCCAGCCCUGACGUCACAAAAAUGCUGGUAGCGAACAAGUGCGACCUUGAAAAGCGAAGGCUUGUCACUAAAGAAAGAGGUGAAUUGUUGGCGAGAAAUCUCGAGCUUCCUUACAAAGAAAUAAGCGCGCUGUCAAAUUUAAAUGUGGAGGACGCUUUCUCAUUGAUAUUAAAAAGAGUGUUCAAACAGGCGGUGUCCCCGGUCAGAUCCUGGGCUGAGCGAACUUUGGAACAGUCAGUGGCACAGGGAGACCUGUUUUGUAAGCCCACAUGCUGCAUGUAGUAUUACGUGAAUGUUACGCAAGCAAAGAUGUCACGUUGUUAUUCACCAUGUGGACUUGACUCUAUCGACCUUCCGCUGUUUCUCAAAGCUGUUCAAAAGAAGUG
This is a messenger RNA of Porites evermanni, 3792 nucleotides long. The record is from the annotation of a GenBank genome assembly. Lineage: Eukaryota; Metazoa; Cnidaria; Anthozoa; Scleractinia; Poritidae.